CCCUAUCUCCUCCUUAUUUAUUGGCUGCAUUCUGUAGUGCCAGUACUGGCAAUUCUAUUCUUCAAUUUUUAUUAGUCACCAAAUGAAGAGGGCAGAAUGAAUACCAGUACUGGCAACAUAAUGCGACCAAAACAUUCCCUAAACUGUAACCAAUGAGCGUUGCGCUUUAUGAAUUCAAAUGUUAGACGUAAUGCGAAAACCGGUAAGCAUGACGCAUUCAAGUUCGAAAGUGACCGCACAAAAGGAUAUCAAAACAUGUAAAUAAUCGUCUGCACGCGAAUAUAAAUCACUGUUACGUAGGACGAAGUCAAUCAAUAGAUUCGUGAACUCGCGCGUCUGAUCGUUGAUUUCUUUGUUUAACGCACAGUCUACUGCUCGACUUGAUAGAUUUUUGUUGGAGGAUGCUCGCCAGGUGUUCGCAGUAAAAGCGUGAAAGCGAGCCUCUUCGAGGCUUCAUUGCGAGGUCAGAACAACUUGGUAUCGAUUACUUAUCGAUGGAUCUUUUAUAUAAACUAUAAUCGAGGCAAACGAGCGUUUGUGUUGAGGCCAGUAAAAAUUACCCUUCUCGAUGAUGUCAGAUCUUACAACAAAGGAUAGAUAUAGUUUUGAUAGCAUUAGUACUGGCAGACUGACAAUGCAAAACGUCGCACUGCCAAAAUCUCAGCCGGUACGUCUCAAGGAGCUUAUGCAAAUGUGUGAGGAUGAUGACGAUGACGACGAGGAUAACGCCAACGAUGAGGAUGAUGAUGAUGAUGAUGAAAGUGAAAAAAAGUCCCUUAAAUUCGAGAAUGAGUCAGAUUUCGAUGAACCACGGCCUCUGUCACAAAAUAUUGGAGAAGACACGUUUGAGGAAGCGCCUCCAUGCAAAAGUAGCAACCCUCCGAUCGAUUCGAUGGACGGAUUCCCGAACAGUGCGUGUACGUUGCCGGAAGGAAAUUGUGAGUCCGUCUCUUACACACAGAAAAGAAUUAGCUGUACAAGUGAUAAGGAGGAGUACAGAGUUAAUGGUGUAAAUUUUGGGAGCCAGUUGCCAGUGAGUAGUACGAGUAAACAAGAAACUUAUAACUGUAAAUACGACGUGCAAAAGCAAGACAAUAAUAUAUCGCAUCAUGCUUUGAGGGGUCACCAAGUCGAUACUGUACGUGACUGUUCGAUGGGUGUGGCCUCAUCUCCACCAUCGUUGUCGAUUUUUACAGGUGAUUACAGUGCAAAACCUGAUACGAACAGAAAUUUACCGUCGACGAGUAGUGUCCAGUUACUUCACGAGAACGCUUACGCACCAGAUAUGUUAAAAAGAAGGGAAGAAUAUCCGUAUAACGUGUCAGCAGAAAGUAAGACGCUGUUAUCGAGAGCUAGCGACACUUAUUUGUCACAUAUAAGCAAAGAGGAGCAAUGGCUUAAAGGCACACACAGUUUUACUGAGCAGACGAGCAAAGAUCGUGAGGAGGAGUCGCAAACGUUGAAGGGUCCAAGUACCGCAGCGGAGUCCCUCAGCGGUGUGCCUCAGACGUUCGGGAGCUCGAUGCAUCCUAUGAGACAUAGCUCACAGUUCGGCGUCGCGAGGUACGAAGCGAACGAGAGGUAUACACCAGCGAAGAGUUCGCACGCGGAAUUCAGCACGCCUUCGUUAAGCGAAAAAACGGGGAAAUCGUUAACGACAGCUAAUCGCUUGGUCUUGGACACUCCGAUGAAGCACUUGCAGAUCAGCUCGAUGCACCCGAAUUCGUGUAUGUCGCAUAAGCAAUUGUUUUGUACUCCACAAAAUAAGAUGUCCGGUGAUGCAAGCAAAAGUCACGUCCAGACUCCGUCCACGAUAUUGUCCACUUGGUGUCACAAUAAUGUCAGAUCCAUACAGGCAGAGGGGAAAAAUCUUUUUGCGCGGGAGCACGUGCAAACGCCUAGGAAUACAAUUUGCACACCUAUUGCGGAGAAAGCGGAGCCAUCGAGCUUUUCCGGAAUCGAUCGACCCUACAGGAAUGUAAGACGGCCUCUAGUGGAUGCUGCAUUGGCGCAUGGCGAUACCUUGAGUUAUCCCGUGGAAUCGAAGACACCCCUGUUGCACACACGUCCUGAAGCUAAGAGCAUCGCAACAUCCGAGGCGCAACAAGAGAACAGAAACAGAAAAACGGUUGGAACUGUCGAAUUACAUUCAGAUUUGAAACCGACAAAGCUUGUCGAAGAAAUGAAGGACAAGCAGUGCGUACCCAAUGCAUCUGUGGGAAGCGAUGGGCGGGCUAUGCAGAGUCAGAACGAGUCGAACCAGCUGACAGUCGGCGUCAAUACGAGUGCAAAAGUAGUACAGGAUUCUUCACGAAAGUACAAGGAGCAGGGUAGCUCCGUUCCGAGUGUGGAGCAUGCGAGCGUGCAUGAGCAUUAUCCAGUCCGCGAGAGACAUUAUCCAGUCCGUGAGGAGGUGCGGCAAAUCGCGGACAAAGUAGCGAGUGUACAGUUCUCCGUGCCAACGAGUCUACUCCCGCAACGACAAAGUGGUAAAACUCUAUUCGUCAAGGACAAAGAGUAUUUGAUCCUGGGUUCUCUAGGUCGGGGAAUGAGCGGCGAGGUGUUACGGGUGCAGGACCUGUCUUCGGGCGAGAUGCUCGCCAUUAAGUGCGUGGACUUGAGCAAAAUGGACAAGGAGGCGGCUCAGGGCUGUUUGGACGAGAUCACUAUGCUGCAUAAGUUACAGGCGCCCUGCGUUAUCAAAAUGUUCGACUACCACAUCCGAGAAUCGAUGGUGUACGUGAUAAUGGAAAUGGGCGACACCGAUCUCAGUCGACUUCUCAGAUCCAUGUCUCAGGAGAAGCAAAUUCCGUUCACGAUGAUUCUGUACUAUUGGACCGAAAUGCUCACGGCUGUGAAACACAUACACGAUAAUGGAGUCAUACAUUCGGACUUGAAACCAGGAAAUUAUUUACUUGUACGAGGUCGGCUUAAACUGAUAGACUUCGGGAUCGCUUCCAGUAUAAAUUCAGAGAUGACGUCCGUUUUAAAGAAUAAUACGAUCGGCACGUUAAAUUACAUCAGUCCGGAAGCUUUGAUGGACAUUGGUGGAAACGCGGAUUCGCCUACUCAUAAAGUCAAAUACAAGAUAAACUUCAAAUCGGAUGUAUGGUCAUUGGGAUGCAUUUUGUACAGUAUGGUGUACGGACAGACGCCUUUUCACCAUAUACGGUCUCAAUGGGCGAAGGUGAACGCCAUAACUAAUCCGAAACCGAACAUCUCGUUUCCAGUGACGAGAUCGACAAGUGGCGGCGAUGCAAAGAAUUGUGAACACAUACCGCCCGUCCUGAUCGACGUGAUGCGCAAGUGCCUUCAGCACGAUCCAAAGAUGAGAUCUACAGUGUCACAAUUACUGCAGGUGCAAUACCUACCUACCUCACAACAUGCCACACUAACUUCGGUAGUUCCUGAUAUUCCAGCUAACGUACUCGUGAAGAUAAAGCGUACUCUGAACGAAGAUGAAUGGCGGCAGUUCAUCCAAGUAUUGGACACAAAGCGAAAUCAUACAUAAUAUUAUCGAAAUAAUUUAUCGUUUACUGAUGUACAUAAAAGUGAGGCGCAAAUAUACAAAAUGCUUUGUUGAUACAUA
Molecule: messenger RNA, 3589 nt
Organism: Ooceraea biroi (clonal raider ant)
Lineage: Eukaryota; Metazoa; Arthropoda; Insecta; Hymenoptera; Formicidae
Gene: Mps1
Product: dual specificity protein kinase monopolar spindle 1
Biological process (GO): peptidyl-serine phosphorylation; mitotic spindle assembly checkpoint signaling; meiotic spindle assembly checkpoint signaling
Cellular component (GO): nucleus; kinetochore
Molecular function (GO): protein serine/threonine/tyrosine kinase activity; protein serine/threonine kinase activity; ATP binding
Source: RefSeq, a predicted model, not a curated record